Molecule: messenger RNA, 927 nt
Organism: Acanthamoeba castellanii str. Neff
Lineage: Eukaryota; Discosea; Longamoebia; Acanthamoebidae
Product: mitochondrial carnitine/acylcarnitine carrier protein
Exons: 8
Coding region: 1-927 (308 amino acids)
Biological process (GO): transport
Molecular function (GO): transmembrane transporter activity
Source: RefSeq, a predicted model, not a curated record
AUGGCAGGGGCGUGGAAGGAUGUGGCUGCGGGCACGGUGGGCGGGGUGGCCAUUUGUGCAGUGGGCCACCCGUUCGACACGCUCAAGGUGCGUCUUCAAACCCAGGGCGGCAGUGCUGCCGCUCCAGCUACGCUGCUCUACCGCAACACCUGGGACUGCCUCGUCAAGACCCUCAAAUGGGAAGGGAUCGGUGGGUUGUACAAGGGAGUGGCCUCACCACUGGUGGGGCAGAUGUUCUUCCGCGCCUGCCUCUUCACCUCGUUCGGACAGUCGAAGGCGUGGGUGGCGCGAGCGUUGGGCGUCGAGAGUCUGCCGCCAGUGGGCCACUUCCUGGCCGGGAUGAUGACGGGCGCCGUCGUCAGCUUCGUUGAGGGUCCGAUCGACCUCUUCAAGUCGCAGGUGCAAGUCCAGAUCUUGGCAGAGAAGCAGGGCACACCACGCACGUCAGCCCACCAUUAUAACAAUGUGUUCGGAUGCGCGCGAGUGAUCACGAAGCACUACGGGCUGCGAGGCAUCUACCAAGGGCUCGGCGCCACGCUCCUCCGCAACACGCCGGCGUUUUCGUUCUAUUUCGGCUUCAACGAGCUCGCGCGACGAGCGCUCGCGCGGCCAGGCCAGUCCACAGCCGCACUCGUACACCGCUCCCCCCCGGAGGGCUGGAAGUACCUCGCGGCCGGCGGCACGGGAGGACUCCUCUAUUGGCUGCUCACCUAUCCUACGGAUGUGAUCAAGUCGAGCAUGCAAGCUGAUGCCCUGGACAAGCACCAGCGCAAGUACAAAAACGUCGUACACUGCGCAAGGACAUUGUACGCGGAGGCGGGCGUCAAGCGAUUCUUCAGAGGCUGGACGCCGUGCAUUCUCCGCUCGGUCCCAGCCAACGCUGUGCUCUGGGUCGUCUUCGAAAAGGUCAGGAAGCUGCUGGGCUGA